AUGGUUGACCGCGUGGAUUGCGCAGGCCUAUACAUUGACGACCGAGUGCGGUCGGAGAGAUGGGUGCGCAGAAAUUCUAUCGAUGCUUCAACAAUAUCGUCCGCGGGUUCCUUUGCAACCCCCGAAGAACCAGAGGCCCUACAGGCAGACGUGGAGCAGCUGUUGUUAGUAUGCAAACAAGUCUAUCUCUGCCACAAUGGUUCCUCCUUUGCCGCCAAGCUAGCCGAGCUUACCGACCGGUCGGGCAGCGAGUGUGACCCGAUUUUUGCAUUUUUCGAGGUGGAUUUUAGUGGAGAAGAAUCGAACCUGGCUCGUCGAAAAGCCAGUCGUGCCUCGUGGGCAGACAACGCUCCUCCGUCACCGAGCUCCAUCCACCGCGCGUUCACAUUUUCAACACAGUCCGAUGAAGCAAGGGGCUUGUCUCUUUUAUCGGGUGUUUCGAACGACAUCCAGGCCCAAGAGGGCCCGAAUUUGGUCAUCCCAAUUGCUAUUUUGCGUCUUCCUCCUACCGAUGCGUUCAGCAACAAUGCGGCUACCGGUCCUACCAGUCACCCAGAUCCCCCAGGACCUCUCACGGUGGAGUACAAACAGAUUGCCCGCUGUCUUGAUGCCGGUGCUAUGGAUGUCUUGACUGCCCCGCUAGAUCGGUCGCGGAUUCAAGGGCUUGUGGUUCAUGCCUACCGUACCCGGAAAGCGGCCCAGAGAGAGAUGUCCCGAUUUCUCGCACGAAGAAAGCAACGAAAGCUUUCUUGGGUUGGUGUGCAUGAUGAGCAGCCGUAUUCUUAUCUAAGAGAAGCCAUGGUUUCAAAGCUCAUGAAAGGAAUUUGCAACCCAGAAGAAGUCAUUCAUGAUGAAUUCCAGGAGCUGGAUCUCAAUCUUGAUCCCGCGCGUAUCCCUUUCAUCAAAGAGCAGGUAGGCAGUUGGAAAUUCUGCGCUCAUCAGUUUACCGAGGACGAACUGGUCUUUGGCGCUUGUGAGAUGAUACAGCAUGCUUUCACCAUGCCAGGACUGGACCCUUGGCGGUUGACCCCCGAUGAAUUGCAAACCUUCCUUCUCGCUUGCCGCGCCGCGUAUAAUUCCUUCGUGCUUUACCACAAUUUCCGCCAUGCGAUUGAUGUGCUGCAAUCCGUCUUUUCCUUCCUACUACAAAUUGGUGCGUUGCCUCCAUAUGAAUCCACUGGUCAAUCUCCUGUCCCUGAAACUCCCAUCACCUCCCUUCUCACGCCAUUCGACACCCUUACUCUCCUUAUCUCAGCCAUUGGUCAUGAUGUUGGCCACCCAGGCGUCAACAAUUUCUUCCUUGUAAAACUCAACGCACCCCUUGCACAGCUCUACAACGACAAUUCCGUCUUGGAGGCGUUCCACUGCGCCGCGUUUUCUCAAAUUUUGCGUCGGCAUUGGCCUGCGGCAUUCAAGGACAAUCAGCUGCGAAAGCUUCUGAUCAGUUCCAUCCUGGCCACUGACAUGGGCGUGCACCAGAAGUUCAUGCAGCGAAUGGGCUCCUUCCAAGAACGGUUCUACGAAAACCACCGAUCUGUUGAUGGCUGGAAGCCACAAGAUGUGGACAUGUACAAGACUCUUAUUUGUGGGUUAUUGAUUAAAUGCGCCGAUAUCAGCAACGUGGCUCGACCCUGGAAAGUUGCAAAGAAGUGGACGCAGAUACUGCAAGAGGAAUUCGCCAACCAGGGUGAGAUGGAAAGGGAGGUUGGAAUGGAAACCGCCCUGUUUGGCGGGCCACCCGAAUUAGGCAACAUCUACAAAUUGGCUACUGGUCAAAUUGGAUUCAUGUCAAUUUUUGCCCUGCCGCUCUUCGAAGGCAUUUCCGACCUUCUGCCGCAGUUGCAUUUCACUACAGACCAUAUCCGUCGCAAUCAGGCACAGUGGCAAGAACUUUCUAACGAGGAGCUGAAGAAGCAAGGUCUUCCGAUUGAAAAACGGCCCGAGAUCACUGUUUCGCCUCGCUCCCACAGCCCCGAACCCCCUGAAAGGCCGCCCGUCGAUUCAGGCGAUGGCGCAGCGGAUAGAGUCAAAUAUUCCAUGAGUCCAGACUCGGGCGAGUUCAACGAAAACAAUCUUGAACCGGUUGUGUCGCCCGAUACCGCAGGUCCUCAGAUUGAGAUCACCGGAAGUCCCCUUGCGCUGGCGACUGCAUCUCGGAAGUCUUCUAGCGCCAUGCCGGACCUUUCUAGAUUCUCUAUUCCAGGAAUGCCAGAGUCUACCCGUGGGUCUCUUACAACACAGCUACAUCACCCUCCUUCAGAAACAAGCCCUGUUACCGAUGAUCCGGCUCUUCUAGCCGCCGUCUUGUAUGCCAACUCCGCCUGCGGUGGUGGUUCUGCUGCAGGACCAGUGGAGCGUAAUCAUGCGUCUGGGGCUGCCGAGAGACUAAGCAACUCCCGCCAAGGUCUUCCACAUGGUUCUCAACGCGGCUCCCAACGUCACCAUAUGCACAACAGUUCGUCUGCUCGAACGGGCUCAAAUCGCAAUAGUUGCACACGGACGCAAAGCAUCUAUAGCAACAUCAUGUCACCGAGAUCUCCUGCAACUAAUACCUCGAGCUAUUUGGCUGUAGAUAGCGGCGAUGAAAAGCGAGGCUCUGGGGAUAGUGCCGCGCCAAGUGAUCUUGGAGGGCUGGACAACAAUAGUACACGUCCGAGCACAGCGGACGUGUACCCUUCAAAUUUAUCGGAGCCCGCAGGCGGUUACAGCCCCGGUCGUAGCUCUAUCAUCGCUCGCGGUCAAACUCGAUCCGCAGAUGGUACCGGUAAAGACUUCUCUAGGCUGGGACCUCACGGAACCCGCAGCACGACCCAUUCGACGAUUACGGGUGAAAGCAUCAAAAACGAACCUCCGCCAGUGGAUGACUCUCAAGGUACCCGCAGACUUCCUAAGAAGAGGAGUCGGCUUCGACUUGCUUUCUGGAAACGUCGCAACCAUUCGCAUGAGGUCCGCGGUGAGACCUGA
Penicillium digitatum Pd1 is the source of this 2964-nucleotide messenger RNA. It is a transcript of the gene pdeB, whose product is annotated as 3',5'-cyclic-nucleotide phosphodiesterase PDE2. Gene Ontology annotation, biological process: cGMP catabolic process. The record is from RefSeq and is a predicted model, not a curated record. NCBI's taxonomy places the organism in Eukaryota, Fungi, Ascomycota, Eurotiomycetes, Eurotiales, Aspergillaceae. Gene Ontology annotation, molecular function: 3',5'-cyclic-AMP phosphodiesterase activity; 3',5'-cyclic-GMP phosphodiesterase activity.